UUUGCAAGAGAAUAGAACAGAGUGACAGCAAUAUAGCAACAUAAUCGAUAUACAAAUGAAAUGUUAAUACUACAAGUGCUUAAUAGAACUCAGAGGCAAGGAGUUACAGCGGCCAUCAAGAGUCGUCACACAGCCCCAUAUACCCCCAUAUACGUCCCGUUGGACAAUGGCAGAAUUCGGAUGUAUCACAGAGACUCAGUGCAGUUGCCCCCUUCCUCCUGGACCCCCACAUUCACACCCCUCCUCCCAUCUGCUCUCAUGUUCCCUUUGUUUACCAGCGUUCACAGUGAGGGAAUCCUGACAGACGUGGUAUCGUGAUGUAAAGAGAUGGUGAAAGAGAACCUCAUCCAUCUCAGCUGCUCCUCCUUGCAGUGUGACAGAACGUGGGAGGUCACGGGGGCCGCUGCUGCAAAAUGAGCGAAGAGGCGGCUCAAACACCCCCCCCCCUCCAAUGCUGUCCUGGCUCCCGCUUGGCUCAUGCGCUGUGUGUCCGUUUCCCCUCCCCUCUCACACACCAGCCCCAGCAGUUAGCAGCUAGCUUCUGCCUGGUCCACAGUGCACACAGGAUGGUGGAGCAGGGUGCUGAGACCAGAACCAUGGCAGGGGGCCACGCACGGGACUGGAUGCUGGUCCCCCCUGUCUCAGCCCUUAUUAAAUACUCAUGCUUUCUCUGCUGGUUCAGAGAGAAGGACACAGUGGGGCACGAGACAGAGGAGGAGAAGGAGGAGGAGAAGGAGGAGGAGAGCAUCAGGAGCUGUGAAGUGCAGGAGCUGCAGAAGGAGGUGCAGCAUGAGAGCGGGGAGCUCCAGGAGCUGCAGUCCCAGCGGCGCCAUGUCCAGGACUCGCUGUACGAGCUGGCGCUGCAGAAGGGCUCCCUGGAACAGCAGCUGGGACACAUCCGGCAACAGUGCAGCCAGGAGAACCAGCUGAUCCUGUCUCUGCAGGCGGAACAGGAGGAGCAGCAGCAUCAGAUCGAGGAGUACGUGGAGGAGCUGGCGCGGGCACGAGAGGAACUGCGACUGCUGCGAGAGGAGGCCAAGUGCGCAGAGGAGAGGGUGGAGGCGACGCGUGCCAGGCUCCACCCACUCAAGGACUCGAUCUGCAAGUCCCAUGCGGAUGUAGAGCAGCUGCAGCAGAAGCUGGAGAAGCUCCAGACAAAGGAGGAGGGCGCAGCCACACUUCCCACAGGGGAGGCACCCCAAGAGGAGGAGCCAGGGGUGAAGGUGGAGCCAGAGUUGCAGGGGGAGGGGCAAUUGGACCAGGAAGUAGAGAAGAGACAAAAGACCCCCGAGGGAAAGAAGAAGAUCUGUGACUUUCCCGCAGAGUUCUACACCAGUGCCGCCCCAACAUGCUGUCCACAAGACACUGUGGAUAGUAACAGCUCCAGUCCUCUCCAUGAAAUCACAGAUGUUCAAGAUGAGAACCAGAAGCCACUAAUAUCCAGUGUGUUGGAGAAGGAGACAUUUACUGAAGAGGAUAACGGGUUCGAGUCAGAAGAGUCAUCGCAGGCCCAGCAAGCCUGUACCCCUCCUGUCGCUGAGCUCGACUUCUUCCAUUCAGACCCCUUCACAGACAGUGAUCCAUUCAAAGAUGACCUCUUUGGAAAAGCGGACGACUCAGAUCUUUUCAGCAGGGACCCAUUCAAAGGCACAGAUCCCUUCUCGGAAGAAGCCUUCUUCAAGGACUCCCCCUCCGACCCCUUCUGCUCUGCUGAGCCCUUGAUCUCCGCGGAUCCUGACCCACUUACCUGCCAGCUGGACAGAGCCGAGGGCGACCACUUCCUUUUGGAAAAGGACAGCAGAAGUGCAGCAGGAAUGGAAGCUCUGUCUUCUGCUUUUGACAACAGCGAUGGUCAUGACCUUUUCAGCUCUCGGUCAAACCUCACACCUCAACAAGACCCCUUUGUGACCGUUCUGUAUGCCGAGGGAUCCUCUGUGGAGGACAUGUCUUCAGCAUUUGGCAACCCUUUUGCUCCAGGAGGCAUGGCAGUGAAUGCUUGUUCUGACCCAGAUCCAUUUUCUGCUGUGUUUGAAAGUGAGUCCUUCGGAGAAAGAUUUGCUGAAUUCAGCCAGCUGUCCAAGUCAAGCAGUAUGGAAAGCUUCAGGUCCUCUGGUACCCGAGUCGGAGAUGAAUCUCCCACAGAGGAUGGUCACCAAGGCAUCCUUUAUGUGCCCCCAUCCAUAUCCCACACAGAAAUAAUGCCCACCAGUUCCUCCCCCCUGCAUGCCAGGAGGCCUUCCGCUGAUUCUCAAGCUGACUCUCAAGCUGACUCUUCAGAGCGGUUGGACCGGAGGACUCCCCCAUUGCCGCUGCAGUUAGGAGAUUCCUCCUCACGGCCCGACAAGGUGUCGUUCCACGACCCCUUCUCCACGCCUCAGUGUGAGCCUCCCCCCGGAGACCCACAGGGCGUCACUGGCUCUGAACGUGCGAGAUCCACUUUGCCCUCUCUAUCACCCGUGGAAACACUGUAGCCCCGGCCCCAUCUCGCCCUACCACAAAUCACUCAGUCGAACUGCAGUUCCCGUCAUACCCAGCCAUAUGCAAAUCAUAAACCGCAGAGCAGCCAGAUUUCUUUCUCUCUCACCACAGGAAAGAAGUAGACAAAAGGCAAUACACUACAAUAAGAUUUCUAUGGUUUAAAAGUAGAAUUAUUAUUAAUGUAAUAAUUUAUUUAUUCAAAUCAAAUUUAUUUUUCUAAUUCAUUCCUUGGAACUGAUGAUGAUUGCAGUAACCAGCCAUUAUGUUGCCACCAAAUGUUACUGGAUAUUUACACGUCCUUCCUUCCUUUGCUCUUGGUUGCCUUGAUCUCCGAUGGAGAAGGGCGCCUCCUAGCUGUGGAGGGAAGCCUCCUUCAACUCUCCUCAGCGUGGCCCCAGUGACUUGAUUUAGAAAACGUCCCAGUGUUUUCUGGGCUCACACUGACGUCCUGAACUUGAACUGCGAUGUCACAGGUUACAGCACCUGCGCAGUCCCCUGUCCCGUCCCACUAAAGCGCAGCCAUGCGUCCGCUUCCUGAUCUGUAUGUGAAAUGAGCCCCAGCAGUUUAUCCCUCACCUGUGAAAAGAAUUGAAUUCAAGACAAAUUGGUCCCUUUCUAAAAAAUGUUCAAUUUGUGAGCAGCUUAUGGGAAUCCACUAUAUUGAUUUUUGUUACUUUUAACACUUCAGCAUAAUCUAGCAAUCAGAACGAAGAUGCCUUAAAUUGUACGGCCCUUCAGUUCUCUACUCGUUCACGCCCUUAAUAUUUUAUCAACGCUGGAUGCAUCAAGCCGAAUAUUUCUUGCUACAAGAAAUUUUUCCCGACAUUUUUAAUAAUUUAAAAAGGGGAAGCUUUGGACAGCGUAAAUAUUCAGAGCCCGGAACUUGAUGCGGUAUUUGAUUUUGUGGCAGUUUCAGCCACAGGCCUUUGUUCUUGGCCAGCUUUGCAUAGCAGUGAUGUGCAGUUUUUGGUGUUUUUCCCUUUCCUUUUGACUGACUGGCACAGGCGCUGCACACUUGCCCCGGACCGCAAGCUUCAAGCCUUAUGAACAGCAGUUUUUGAGACUUUUCAGAGAUUCUCAGUAGAACGGCGUUCAGCACUUUGUCUGGGCCACACAAGGACUUUCACGUCCUUAUUCUUACACCACUCCAGAGUAGCUUUACUCUCACCUCAUUCUAUAUUCAUAUAUAUGUGCAUGUUCAUUAGAAUUAUCGUGAUGUUCAACGAUCGUUUUGUUUUAGGACUAGGUGUGAUAGAAAACAAUUACAUACCGCAGGAUAUCGAAUAAACAUAAUACUGUUUUUACUGAGCAGUUAUUCUGUCAUAAUUUUCAUAAGAAUGAAGUGAAAUAUUAAUAUGAAAUGUUAGUUGCAUAACACUAAGGAAUGGACUGUUAUAGCAUAGGUAUUGAUUUCUGCAUAAAAUCUGACCUUGUAGCAACACGCUCGGGUGGAACCACAUG
This is a messenger RNA of Scleropages formosus (Asian bonytongue), 3939 nucleotides long. Its product is annotated as epidermal growth factor receptor substrate 15-like. NCBI's taxonomy places the organism in Eukaryota, Metazoa, Chordata, Actinopteri, Osteoglossiformes, Osteoglossidae. The record is from RefSeq and is a predicted model, not a curated record. The coding region runs from base 414 to 2471 and encodes 685 amino acids. The transcript is spliced from 12 exons.